Cyprinodon tularosa is the source of this 4885-nucleotide messenger RNA. It is a transcript of the gene epn3b, whose product is annotated as epsin 3b. Gene Ontology annotation, cellular component: plasma membrane; clathrin vesicle coat; endosome. Bases 513 to 2351 code for a protein of 612 amino acids. Gene Ontology annotation, biological process: endocytosis. The transcript has 12 exons. Lineage: Eukaryota; Metazoa; Chordata; Actinopteri; Cyprinodontiformes; Cyprinodontidae. The record is from RefSeq and is a predicted model, not a curated record. Gene Ontology annotation, molecular function: phospholipid binding; clathrin binding.
CUCAGCGUGGAAGGAAACCUGAGAGGCAGUGAGGGAGGGAGGGUGAGUGAGUGAGCGGUGUGUUGUAGUUUAUCCUAUGCGGAUUUCACAGACACCGAUUCUCAGCUCGAAAAGACUCGUAUCGCCCAGUACAGGCCGUGAUCAGCGCUAAGACAGAUCCUGCUUUAUAGAUUUCCAGCAACCAUAAAAAUAAAAAAAAACCACAGUGAUCUGGAAUUCAGACUUAGGCAGCACAGAGAUGUUUGUCUCUGUAGAGCUAAGCUGAUCCCAGCGUAGGGAGACCUGUCUGGAUCUGCGGCAAGAACUGAAGCGGAAGGCAGCAGGAAAGAGAGGAUGCUGGGAGGACAGCGCCAGAGAUGAGCGGCAGUGAUGGGGUGUCCUGGGACUUCUGGUAGAGAAGAGGAGCCCUCCCUCUCUCCACCUUCACUCUGCUGAUCCCCCUACUCCUCUUUUAACCCAUGUAGCGUUUGCUUUCACUUUUUCUCCCCUAACAUCUUACUCCACAUUUCACCAUGACAACAUCUGCCUUGCGACGACAGGUGAAGAAUAUUGUGCACAACUAUUCAGAAGCAGAAAUAAAGGUACGGGAGGCCACUUCCAACGAUCCAUGGGGCCCAUCAUCGUCUCUCAUGUCAGAGAUUGCUGACCUGACCUUCAACGUUGUGGCAUUUGCUGAAGUCAUGGGAAUGGUGUGGAAACGGCUCAAUGACAGUGGCAAGAACUGGAGACACGUCUACAAGGCCCUGACUCUGCUGGAUUACUUACUGAAGACAGGAUCAGAGAGGGUAGCUCAACAGUGCCGAGAAAAUGCAUUCACCAUUCAGACCCUGCGGGACUUCCAGUAUAUGGAUCGUGAUGGCAGAGACCAGGGAGCAAACGUUAGGGAAAAAGCGCGGCAGCUGGUGUGUCUGUUGCGGGACGAGGACCGACUGCGUCAGGAGAGGAGUCAGGCCCUGAAGACCAAGGAGAGAAUGGCUGGAGGAGGCACCGGAGGGGGCAGCGGAAGCGGCAGUGGCGUUUAUGGAGGCAUUCCUCCAGCAUAUCACCCUGGCAGACGUACAAGUCAGCCCAGCAUGGCUGUGCUGUACGGAGAGGAGUUUAGCCGCUCCAGGGGCUCACCAUGCUCGUUCAACUCCUCAGCCUCGUCCCCCCACGCCGCCUCAGACCUGGAACAGGCCCGGCCUCAGACCAACGGGGAGGAGGAACUGCAGCUCCAGCUGGCUUUAGCAAUGAGCAGAGAGGAAAGUCAGAAGGAGCAGCGCUGUCGCCAAGGAGACGACUCCGUGUUACAGAAGGCCCUGGAUGAGAGUCGAAGAGAGAGCCAGUCAGGGACGCAUGAGUCUGCCAUGUUGGAUCUGGUGGACAUAUUUGGAUCCUCAUCUGAGCCACAGCCUUGCCCAAGUGACCCUUGGAUGUCAGCUCAGCCUUCCUGUAACAUUACCUCUAAUCCCUGGGACUCUGUAGGUGGGUGCGUCAUUACAGGCACACACAGUGGAGCAGUUCAGUCAAGCACUCCUGUGAUUAAUAGCCCCUGGGUAGCCCCGUCCUCAUGCUCCAACAACUCUAAUCCUUGGGCUCCAUGUACCAACUCACACUCAGACCCUUGGGAAGUAGCACCUGCAGCUUCCAGCCCUCACAACAAUGCUUGGAACAGCCCAACAGAUGGUGACCAUGAUGGGACCGAUCCGUUCACGCUACAGGAAGAGGAUGAUCCUCAUCAAGAGGGUCCCAGAGCUACCUCCCCUUUGCCAGCCAGUCCCACAGAUGCAGAGUUGUUUGCUGAAAAAACAGAGUUUGAACUGUUUCCUGAGCAAGACCCCCGCUCAGAUCCAUUCAAACCAGAUCCGUCAUUAAAGCACCAGGUGAACGGUCGCAUGUCGGCCAGUCCAGAGAUGUUUGACCUCUCCUGCUUGGCGCCACCUCUCGCCGCCCCAGCUGCUCGUGUUUGCCAGACUCCAGAGACCUUCCUGGGACCCACAGGGGCCUCGCUGGUCAAUUUGGACACUCUGAUUCCCCCCAAGCCCCCUGCUAAGAUGCAAAACAACCCCUUCCUCUCAGGUCUGAGCGCACCAUCUCCCACCAAUCCUUUUCACUGCGACCAACCACGGCUCACCCUCAACCAAAUGCGACCCUCCUCUACGUCACCGCUGCCCCCCCACAUGCUGUCUUACAGCCCGUCGUUGCCUCUUCCUCUGCUCCACCAGCCGCCUGUCCUGCCAUCCUCCCUCACACAGCCUUCUUCUGGGAUCUUGGACCUUCCCUCUAACCUCCCGCAGCCUCUGCUCCCUCUGUCUCCUCGACCGGCACCACACACUCAGACACAAACGUAUAGCCACAACCCUUUCCUCUGAGACUGAUGCAUCACAGCCUCUGCUGUGCAUUGGGAAAUGUACUCAGAAGGGAAUGAUAUGUGUCAGCAACUGUAAAGACUGCGUAAGAGUGUGAACUGAUGUCAUUAACUUAAAAGUUGAUAUAAUAGAUCCAGAUGAUGAAAUUGUGUCUGUCUAAAGACACAUCAGCUGCUAUAAAACCUGAACUCACUCAUUCAUGCACUCCAGAGUGCCUCAGGAUGCAUAAACACACAUGUUCACAAUAACAAACUGAGAGUCAGUAUCUGAAAAGUUUGUGAGCCACUUUUUCUUAUCCCUCUCUACAUCUACUGUGACAGCUGCAAGCCCCCUCUGACAACACACACGUUUCCCUUCUUAAAGCGACACACUUUGAUUGUCCCCCAAGCUUCACUGGGAUCCUUACUGCUGUUCACCGACAAAAGCAUGAAUGCCUUUUAUUCUCAAGGCUCCAACCUUUGACACUCUGAGAACUGGAUAUGAUUUUCUCCCAAAUGUUUUGAACAGUGUUAAGGUUUCUGCCCAAGACUGUAUGAUAUAAGCACAGAUCACAUGUGGCAAAAGCCAUGCACCCUUUCCUUUGCAUAGAUUAUGACUUGCAAUGCCGUGAAAAGUAUCUAACUUCAUUGCAGAUUUCAUUCAUGUUUGCUUAUUUUUGCUGGCAAUAUUUCAGAUUGAACCACUCUAUAUUAUAUAUAAUGACUCCCAAAACCAGUUCCUUGGCUGUAUCAAUUCAGCCAAAACCAGUUCCUUGGCUUUAGAAUUGGUGUGAUUGAUAUCACACCAAUUCUUAGAAUUGUUUUCUAAUUUAGCCUUAUUUUAUUUUAUUUUUUACUUUUUACGAUGACUUGUCAGUUUAUGGUCAAUAAUUAAAAUCGUAUUUAAAUCUGAAAGUUGACUAUAACAUGGAUUUAGGGUCUUUUUGGCCAACAUGCAGAAAUCCCCAGAAGGACUCACGUAAGCAAUUAAAAGUGUUAUUGAAAAAAUGAAAGGAUUAAAACCAGCUUCUGAAAUGCAGGAUUGACUGGCCUCUGGAAACAGGAGAGAAUAAUUAGCAAAGGCGAUUUCAGUAUCUUGUACCUAAUGAAUGUAAUAAACUGGCUUACCAUGAUGGAGUUACUGGUAGGCCUUUAAAAGGAAAAACAAUCCCAUUUCCAAAGGACUGAGUUUAAAAAUAGGCAGGCUUCAACUGAAGAAGCUCUAGAGCAGAUUCUUGGUCCAAGGAGAUCCACAAGUAAACAGCUUAGGGAAGGCAAACCAUGGAACUUGACUCGGCCUCAUAAAUUAUGUUGCAUAUUUGGUCUUCAUAUGUCUAGAUCAGUGUACUGACUUCGUUGGGAUCAGGGUUUUUUGUUUUCCCUGUUUUCUUGAUAAAUUCAAUUAGACACUGGUGUCUGCUUUGAUAUUACUAUUGAAAUUAAACCAAAAUUAAGGGAUUUACCACAGUUAAUUUGAGGCUUUACAACAGGUGCAGCCAGUUUUCAUGUGAGGCUUGGUUGGUAGAUAAAAUCAUCUAAAAACUCCUUUUUGAAUUAGCUCUGAUUAUUUAUGCCUGAAAUUAGGAGUUGUUCAAUGAUCUUAAAUAUUCAAGAACACCAAAAAUUCAAAGAUCUAUGAAAUUUGUAAAGACUUAAAUACUCAGUAAAAUGUGCAUUACCUUUAUAUUUUGCACUCCUGUGAACAUCUGGUUCUAAGUUCACUCAGGUUUAUAUUAUUUUUGGCAAAUAGACCCUUCACAAUCUGGGAUAAUCCAGUUUUGAAUUGAUUUGCAACCUAAAUGUGGAUCUUCUUGGAUCUCUAAUUAUAUCAGUGCAUGUUUCCCCUGAUAACCCAAAAUCCUACAACCACAAUGGAGGAAUUCUGGAAUAAUUGUCUUUCACUCCUUUAAGAGAACUAAUCCUAAAUUAAUCAAAUUGAUAGAGUCUGACUACAGAAAAAAAAUAAUCCAGGGAGAUUAUUUACAUUAAUUUAGAUAUAAAUGGAUGAUGAAAGAGCAGGUAAGAAGAGAAAAUUUGAGAAAUAAAUUAAAAGAAAUGCAAACAGAUGUAAAGCUCUUUGUUCACUUCUAGUUUAAUGAUGAGAAUCUGGAAUAAUUCACAUUAGACACUUCAUCACUGCACUGAACCUGGACUUGAAUGUGUAAUGCCUACCUAUAAACACAAAGUACAUAUGUAUCUAUUGAAAGUUAUAAUCUUGUAUUAUGAAAUAUCAUAUAAAUAAACGGCUAGGGUUUGCAUUCAUGGUUUCUUCUGUUUUUAUGGAUUCAAGAGCCAUUGUCUCUCCUUUUUCAGCCUUGAAAGCCCAACGAACGUAACAUCAAACUACUUGUGUGCACAAGUAGUUUGAUAUUUAUGUUAGCCAUGUUUUAUCAUGUAGCAAACACAAACUUAAAAUAUUUAAUUGGUGUAUUUUAAGGAAAAAAGAUAAACACUUUGGCUACUUUUCUUAACAGAAAAAAAUGUGGAAAAACAUCUACUGUGCAUUAGAAUCUGCCCCAUUUACUCUGGUACUCCUAAAUAAAAUCAAGUGCAACCAAA